Messenger RNA from Neltuma alba, 2319 nucleotides. RefSeq names its product receptor-like protein kinase THESEUS 1. Lineage: Eukaryota; Viridiplantae; Streptophyta; Magnoliopsida; Fabales; Fabaceae. The record is from RefSeq and is a predicted model, not a curated record. Gene Ontology annotation, molecular function: protein kinase activity; ATP binding. The transcript has a single exon. Gene Ontology annotation, biological process: protein phosphorylation. Bases 1 to 2319 code for a protein of 772 amino acids.
AUGGGCGUGCUGGAACUGUCCAUGUGGAUGCAAUUUGCUUUGGCUUUUCUUCUAGGCAUGGGUAAUGAGUCAUCUUCCUUAUCCAUACCUAUUGAUAAUUUCUUGCUCGCUUGUGGUUCUUCUGUGAACAUAACCUUUCAGGGUCGCACUUUUUCUCCUGAAUCUGUCUAUGAGAAGCACAGAUUAGAAUUGAAAACCCAGAAAUCUGUUGUUGUAACCUCUGAUUCUGGCUCACCGACUUCAGUCUACCAGUCAGCUAGAAUCUUUUGGAGCAAUGCUUCAUAUAUAUUCAGAAUUGUGCGACCAGGCCAGCAUUGGAUUCGCCUUUACUUCUCCCCUUUGCCCAACUUUCAUCAGAACAUGUCCUCUGCCUCAAUAACAGUCAUCACUGAUGGAAUUGUCCUUCUCAGUGAUUUCAGUUUCAUCACCUAUGGUGGUUCUUACCUUUUCAAGGAGUACGUAACCAAUAUUACAUCUCCUAGUUUGUCUCUCACAUUCAUCCCUUCCAGAAAUUCAUUUGUCUUUGUUAAUGCCAUUGAAGUUGUCUCUGUACCUGAAGAUAUCUUUGUUAAUGUAAUCGAUAUUACAUCAGUUUUUAUGGAGAAUUCUUCAGACCUGGUCCUUGAAACUGUUUACCGUUUGGAUGUGGGCAAUGAAUCUCUCACCACCAGGAACGAUGACCUUGGUCGAAACUGGGAAGGUGAUGAAAAGUACAUGGCCUCCAAUAAUAGAGCAUUAAAUGUUUCAGUUGACACUUCCUCUAUAAAUUUUGCUUCUCAGACUGAACCUACCAUAGCACCAAUGUGGGUUUAUGCUACAGCCAAAGCCAUGGCAGAUGAAAGAAGUUUAGAUUUAACUUGGGUCUUCUCUGUAAAUCCAAACCAUACCUAUUUUGUUCGGGUGCAUUUCUGUGAUGUCAUAAGCAACUCAAAGAGUCUUACAAUUUUCAAUCUGUUUAUAAAUGAUGUUGUUUAUGAAAGAGUAGACCUUUACUCCAUAUUUCUCAAGUUUUCAGUCCCAUUUUACAUGGAUUUUGUUGUCUACACCAAAAAGCGUGAUUUGACACUAAGUGUUGCUCCAGAUAGGAUGACGAAUAGCAGGAAUGCAACCAUAAGUGGGCUGGAGAUAAUGGAGAUCAUCAAUGAAGUUAGAAUGCUGGAUGGAGUGGCGCCCUCUGAGAGUAUUCUUCCCAAUUCAUCCUCAAGAAUUGUGAAAGUAUCAAAUAUAACUGUGCCUGUCAUUGGCGUUGCAGCUUUCCUAGUUCUCACUGCAAUAAAAUUAUGUUACAUAAUAGCUCACAGGUCCAGGGCAAGCUCCAGAACUACUCCCUUAUCAUGCAGGCUGUUCACCUUACAUGAAAUCAGUGCAACAAACAGCUUUGACGAGUCUCUGCUUCUUGGAGAAGGUGGUUUUGGCAAGGUCUAUGAAGGAACGAUGGUUAAUGGGAUAAAAGUAGCCAUCAAAGUAGCCAAUCAUGAAUCAAGGCAGGGUCUUCAUGAAUUUCAGAAUGAGAUUAAAUUGCUAUCCAAGCUUUCUCAUUCGAACCUUAUCUCUCUAAUUGGUUGUUGUAAUGAAGACUCACGGAUGAUUCUUGUCUACGAGUUCUUAGCUAAUGGAUCUUUAAGCGGCUACCUCUAUGGAGCUGGCUUUAUUCCUCUUUCAUGGAAGCAGCGGCUAGAAAUAUGCAUUGGGACAGCAAAGGGUCUUCAUUUCCUUCACACAAGAGUUCCUCGAAGCAUAAUCCAUCGUGAUGUUAAGACAACGAAUAUUCUGUUGGACAAGAAUUUAGUUCCAAAAGUUGCUGAUUUUGGAAUCUCAAGAAAAGGUCCACCUCUUGAUAAGAGUCAUGUAACAACCUUUGUAAAGGGCAGCUUUGGUUAUAUUGAUCCUGAGUAUUUCAGAACAAAAUAUCUCACUGAGAAAUCAGAUGUUUUCUCAUUUGGGAUGGUUCUGAUGGAAGUUAUCUGUGGUAAGCCUGCUUUGGACAAUACUCGUCCAACAGAGCAUCUUAAUCUGGCAAGAUGGGCAUCAAGCUGCCAAGAAAUGGGCACCUUUCAUGAGAUUAUAGACCCAUAUUUGAACGGAAAAGUGAACUUAGAUUCUCUAAACAAAGUAUGUGAAUUGGCUUGGAAGUGCUUGGAGGAGAGACGCAUAAAUAGACCACCAAUAGGGUAUGUACUGUGUGAGCUUGAAGAUGCUCUCCACAUUGAGUUGGCUUCACCAAUUCAGCAAGUUUCUGUGGAUUGUGCCAUCGAAAAUGGAAUGAAGGAUGAAAAGUGCAUGACUUGGCUCGGAAGUGCUCAGGGAAGAGUCGCAUAA